AUGGAUGAGGACGAAACCCAACAGUUCUCUUUGCGCUGGCACAACCAUCAGACCAGCGUGAUUGGUGCUCUCGGAAGGAUGCUGAACAGCGGCGCCCUCAGUGAUGUGACCCUCAGUGCCAAUGGCACAUCGAUUAGGGCUCAUCGACUGAUAUUAGCCUCGUGCAGCCAGUAUUUCGCUCAAUUGUUUAAGGAACUGGAGACGGAAGGGGGCGCCCUGGUCGUGGUGCUGGGCUGCGAGGCUGCCGAGCUGAGGCUGCUCCUGACUUUCAUGUACACCGGCGAGGUGACCGCGUCCAAGAGCAGCCUUCCAUCGCUGCUACGCCUCGCGCAGACCCUCAAGGUCUCCGGGCUAACGGAUUCCGAAACGAACCCAACGGUGACGUCGAACGAUGCAGAAAUAACGGAGAGUUGCACUUACACGAAUCUAGAGACGGUGAGGGAAGACCUAACUGAGCUUCGAGACACUUUGGACGGUUAUUCCAAUCAGCUCGGUGUGCAGGGCGAUGCAAAAGAGAGGGAAAGCACUAGUGAACAGAUCGGGACAGAUAAGGACAGACUGAGCAAACUGGAUCAGAUAGUACAGAACCUAUACAGCACCCAUAAGAUCACUAGUCCCGUUGAUUCCGCCUUCACGCCGCCCCUUUUACCCGGCUUAGGAGCGGUCGCCGCGGAGCCGCCCGGGCCGUGCGACAGGUGGCGCGCGGGCUCCGUGUGCGGCGUGUGCAACAAGCGGCUGAGCAACCAGUACAACCUGCGCGUGCACAUGGAGACGCACGCGGGCCGCAGACACGCGUGCCGCGCCUGCAGCCACGUGUCGAGGUCGCGCGACGCGCUGCGCAAACACGUCGCGUACAGACACGCGCCCGGCGCGACCGCCACGCCCCGCCGCUCGGCCACCGCCCGGCUCGACGGC
Iphiclides podalirius (scarce swallowtail) is the source of this 915-nucleotide messenger RNA. NCBI's taxonomy places the organism in Eukaryota, Metazoa, Arthropoda, Insecta, Lepidoptera, Papilionidae. The record is from the annotation of a GenBank genome assembly.